Molecule: messenger RNA, 1140 nt
Organism: Lachancea mirantina
Lineage: Eukaryota; Fungi; Ascomycota; Saccharomycetes; Saccharomycetales; Saccharomycetaceae
Source: the annotation of a GenBank genome assembly
AUGCAAACCGAAUUACGGCCCGAAGAGCCCUGUACAUGUGCGAACUGCGUGCAGACCACCAAACCCAAGAAACAAAGGAGAUCCGUGCGAUACAAGUUCAGUUUCACCAAAAAUUUGCGUGUGGAUCGCACGAAUUAUAGAGAAAUCACUUCGAUGUCUUACUUGGCGCGAAAGUAUGGCGAAAAGAGUGCUGUGAACAUUCGGAAAUUCAUCAAAUGUAUCCAUCGGAAAAUCAAUAUUGGGGUCUCAGCGAUCAACGACGAGCAGAUCGAGCAAAUGUGGGCCUGGGACAAAGUCAAGCUUUUUCUGCUACUGGUGACUCUUUCCCAGCGAGGAGGACCCGAUUACUGGAUCGACAGAGACGGCGAAUCAAAGGAAAACCUGAAACCAAAAAACGCAGAUCCACCCGUGGAGAAAAAUGAAAAACGGUUCUACACUUUGACCGAACAGAUAAUGCGUUUCAAUCUAAAUGAAGAUUUCAACGAGCUGAUACACGACGAAAACUACGUGCUGAGCUCGAUUUGGGCCAAUUUUAUGGAAGGUCUCAUAAACCACUACCUUGAAAAAGUGAUUAUACCGCAGAGCGAGAUGAAAGUGUGCCAGCAGCUUUACAAGCCUAUGAUGAAGAUCAUUUCACUUUACAACGAGUACAACGAACUCAUGGAGAAAAGUGAACGCAGCGGGUUUCUUCCGCCGGAGGACUCUGAUCGUUCCGACCUUCCAGACGAACAUGAUGGCAUGGCUGAGGGCGGUAAAUUAAAGACUGCACAGCGGCUGCUGUGGCAAGCUCGACAAGAUAUACCGAAGACUAUCAGCAAGGAGCUUACUUUACUGUCUGAAAUGUACUCGACACUGUCGACCGACGAACAAGAUUAUGAGCUCGGCGAGUUCGUCUCAAGUGCCGAGGAGUACAUUGAAAUGGAGUAUCUACCGAGCUUGACAGAGGUUUUAUUCGAUAAUUGUAGCUCCAACAACUUCUGGAAGAUAAUGCUCGUUUUGGAGCCCUUUUUCUAUUACAUUGAGGACACCGGUGAAUCCACCGAUUGCAUGAAAUCUCAAACCACCACUUCCGCACCCGAUCCGAGGGUUGUAACUCUAGAAAAGAUCUGUGAAGUAGCAGCAAGACAAGAAUGGGCCUAG